Messenger RNA from Adineta ricciae, 2910 nucleotides. Lineage: Eukaryota; Metazoa; Rotifera; Eurotatoria; Adinetida; Adinetidae. The record is from the annotation of a GenBank genome assembly.
AUGUUUUUCGCUGCUGUAAAAUCUCUACUUUUCAUUACUAAAUUACUACCCGUAAAUCAUCGUACAUAUAGUCUAUAUAUCAGGCAGCACUACGGGGAUUUUGCUUCAAAUCUUGCUUUCCACUACGUCAAAUCGCAACUCAAACUCAACAAACUCAAAUGUGAUUUGAAAUUUCUCAAACAAUGUAAAGGGGAAAAUCUUCUUCCCACGUUUGUAUGUUUCCAUUACGCGAAAUCAUACAGCCGCCACGAACCGAUUAUUACCAAUUGUUACCAUCAAAUCCUGAAGAAUGAAAUCAACAAAAAGAAGAAGGAACUAACUGAUGCUUAUCGUCGAUCGGCCCGUCUCAAAGCGGACCUUUCGAUAAAUAUAAAUUUCUUAAUUUUCUCUCGUGUUCUUAGAAUCGCUAAUGAACGGAUUGCACUCAAAAUCGAAGAAUGGACACUUGCACACCAAGGGAAACUUGAUCUCGCCCGAACCCGUGCACAAAAACGAAAUCAACUACAAACGACUCGGGAUCGAAUGAGACACACAACUGAUCGGCGUCCACCACCAACGCCAUACAACAUCCAACCUAUCAAGAACUUGUCCAGAAAACAACUAAGCGAAGAGGAAACUCUGGCAUUAUCCAAUGGGCUAGACUAUGUCUAUCCAAACAGGAAAAUCAAUAUGCCUUCCUUUAUAUCUAAUAUUGAAACUUGCUUUGUUAAUGUUUUAGGUCAUUGCACCAACAGACCUGACUACGAAGAAAGAGACGCAGAUGAAACCACCAUCUAUAACUUAACACCAACCCAACUUCAAGCAGCUACUAAGCUUCGGAAAAUUUGCGACAAAUUUUGUUCUGAUUCUUCUAGGCAAACUACAGAUAGGAACGCCAACAAAAUGCUCAACGUCAUCCGCAAUCUUCGAAAAGACAAGUCCAUUCACAUCACAAAACCCGACAAGGGCCGAGGAGUCGUCAUUUUGGACCAUUCAGACUACAUAUCUAAAAUGAAUGAACUUGUAAAUGACACUACCACUUUUCGCCUCGUCGAUAUAGAUCCUACAAUCAAGGAAGAAGCUAAACUCCAUCGAAAACUCCUUGCAUUGAAGGCCUCGGGUUUCCUGUCCAAUGAAGAAUAUGGCAUGUGUCGUAGGGUUGGUUCGCAACCAGCCCGCUUAUAUGGCCUACCAAAGACCCACAAAGACGGCGUUCCAUUGCGUCCUAUCCUGUCCGCCACUGGUACCUUUAACUACGGAGUCGCCAAAAUGCUCGUCAACCGCCUGACUCACCUCCGGUUGCACCACACAGUAAUAUCUGACACUUUUUCUUUUGUAGAUCAACUCCAUAGGCUCACCAUCGACAUGUCAAAACACAAAAUAGUAUCGUUCGACGUGACCAGCUUAUUCACCAACGUUCCGCUAGACUAUACAAUUGAUCUCAUCGUCGAACAAGUAUACGGGAACAUCUGCGGAUGUGCCAACAACAACCGUGGCAAACAUAGAACAACUGACCAAUGUAAGAACUGUGUGAACAAAAGCAACUUAAAAUGGCUUCUCGAUAUUGCCACAAAAGGUACGCAUUUUUCGUUCAAUGGAAAGAAUUAUGUUCAACAUAAUGGAGUCGCCAUGGGUAGCCCUCUUGGGCCAUUGCUAGCGGAUAUUUUUCUCGUUCAUUUAGAAAAACAACUCAUGGACGAUCUCAAUCAAAAUGGUCUCGUUUUUUGGCGACGCUAUGUGGACGACACGUUUGCAAUCAUCGCUGAGAACACCAAUCCGCAGGCCUUGCUCACCAUUCUUAAUUCUUUUCACUCAUCAAUUCAGUUCACUAUGGAAUCCGAAUUGUCUGGUUCGUUGUCUUUUCUAGAUAUAAACAUCAAACGCUUAUCAACACCUACACCCAGUACACACUCUUUCUUUGAAACCACUGUAUACAGAAAGCCAACGUUUACCGGCCUUCUAACGAAGUUUACAUCUUUUAUACCUAUACAAUACAAAAAGAGCGUGAUCUCGUCUAUGGUAUACCGGGCCAUUAGAAUUUGCUCUUCCUAUCCACUCAUGGAUAAGGAAUUUACAAUCAUCACCUCAAUUGCGUUGGCAAAUGGAUACCCAGUUAAGUUCAUUGAACAACAAAUCUGCACCACACUCAAUAAUCAUUUCUCUAAAAGGACACGUAAACUACCAGGCAACUCGACAACAGCAACAUCUACAAGCGCUCAACCACCAACCGCUGAACUCAUCAAGAAAAAUGUCUUACUCGUCGAUAUUCCUUUUGUAGGUAGACCUUCUUUCGUUUUAGGGAAAAAACUAAUCAAUUUCGUCAAACAAACCCGCCCGGACAUAAAACUCCAACCAAUUCCACGACCUCCCCUUUCAGUCCAACAGCAGCUACCUCGAAAGGAUCCGAUUCAAAAAGAUCUCCAGUCACAUUUGGUCUACGAAAUACAUUGCAAGGACUGCGAUGCCAAAUAUAUCGGUAAAACGAUCCGCCAUGCUAUCACCCGUCAUACCGAACAUGGUGCACCAAAACACUCACACCCGUCUCACACAAUAACUGCUGUUCCUCUUCCGGUGCCGAAUGAUCUGAGACGGUCUAACGCGUCGCCAACCUGUGAUACGUCACCAAAACAUAGAUCUUCAAUCUUCGAACACCAACGACAAACAAACCACACUAUCGAUUGGCCGAAUUGGAAGAUAAUUGACAAGGACCCGCAUGGUUACAAACUAAAAAUACGGGAAUCAUUGGCCAUCCAACAACAUCAACCUUCACUCAAUCGAACCACUUCUUCAACUCCGUUGAUUAUCUAUCCGGAGGGUCUCAGGAAUUCGCGCGUGGUCGGGCGUCGUCAAACCAUGCUCAUCCUUGGCUACGCCGCUAAACUAAACAAUAGUUUUGCCGCUUCUUGUUUUGCAUCCUCUGGUGUAAAUUGA